Rhopalosiphum padi (bird cherry-oat aphid) is the source of this 5424-nucleotide messenger RNA. RefSeq lists its product as uncharacterized. The record is from RefSeq and is a predicted model, not a curated record. NCBI's taxonomy places the organism in Eukaryota, Metazoa, Arthropoda, Insecta, Hemiptera, Aphididae. Gene Ontology annotation, cellular component: cytoskeleton.
GCGCUCUGCUCUGGCGGCUCACCCAACGCACCGCACAAACACUGAAACACAACACAAUAUUAUUACCACGCACUGUCGUACCAAAACGUAACGGGUUCGCGGCUACAGUACCACAGUACAAGUUCGGUCCGGUUCCCGCAACCGUUUCGCCGUUCGGUCCGUGCACCGUGCGCGUCGCGAUCAGUCCGUCGUGGCGUCCUCGUCGUCGUCGUCGUCAUCUUCUCUUCUUGCCGGUCGUUCUUUCUUUUUUUUUACUCUUCUUCUCUCGUUUUCUUUUCGAUUCGAAUCGACAGGACCGAAACAUUCGUCAUAAUAUUAUAGCUGUCGAUGUCGUAGUGCGUUCGACUAUACUUUCUCGGUCGUCCGUGUCGUUAUAACUCGUCCUCAAUGAUAACCCAGUCUUUUCGCGCCGCUCGUCGAGUUAUUGGAUUUGGACGACCGGUCGGCUCUGCAAGGGGUCCGAGUGUUCCCGAAUAUUGCUCGUGAUGCUCAAAAUUACUAUCUCCGACUGCGGUAGUUAAAGCUUAAAGAUGGAAGCUGAUCCAUUGUGUGGUUUGUCCGACUGUUCGUCUACGUCGGUUCGGUCGUCGUGGAGUAGUUCAGCAGCAGAGAACAGCGAGGACGAAUGGCGGCAUAAGGUCGAUGAGUUGCGGUGGUACAUCGAUCCGUCAUUGAUGCAGAAUGGCGAUACUGUCAAACACAUCAGUAAAUACGAGUUGUCGGAGUUGGAAAAACGUGUGCUGGAAGCGGAAACAAGGGCCGUGGAAGCGGAAGGAAAAGUGCGUGUUAUGGAGGAACGGCUACAAGCCGAAUGGACUACUCAUCAACCUGAUCAGGCGGAAAAAGAACAAGCCAUUAGCAAGCUGGCGACGCAGGUUGAGGAACAGCGUCAGCUGAGGCUUCAAGAUGCUAAAAUGGUUGAAGCCAAAGCGGCGCGCAUCAAGGAAUGGGUGACCAACAAACUAAGAGACCUAGAGGCUCAGAACCAGCACCUCAGAGAGCAGAACCACAAGUGCAACCAGCAGCUUGAGCUGCUCAGGCGGCACAUGGCUCAACUGAGCGCCGACAAAAUGGCUGUGAGUGCUUGUGCCGGAUCGUCGUCACCGCGCAGCAGCACAUCGUCUUUACACAGGGCAAAUAGCACUGGUUCUACACACGCCCUGUCCGACAACGAACCGGUUUACGCCCAGGUAGACCGGCACCAAAAGAACCGGACACCCGAACGGUCGCAACGAACGCACCGGCGGCACAUGUCCGCCUGUGUCCAAGUACCGACUAUCGAGUCUGUCGAUGGACCAGACAUGCCUGUCCACGAACAGUUAGUCAAUGAUCUAACCACCGCCACCGAUUCGCUCAACCUCAACGCCGCGAUUAGACCGAAAUCCGUGUGUAUCGAGUCAGACAUCGCCCACGACUACGCGGAGAUUUACACGCCGAGCCGAGAAAAAUUGCCAUGGGACAAGGCGUGCAACAAGCCCCCGACGCCGCCUUUGCAUAGGUUCCCAUCCUGGGAAUCUCGAAUCUACCAAGUGGCCAACGAAGGCCUUUCGGCGGCGCCCACGGAACCGACCAUGACGGCUGCUGCCGUUGUACAUCCAACCCGAGUGGUAACGUCGCAAGGUUAUUGUGAUAUAAGCGUUCCGGUGUAUGCCACUGUCAAAGGCAGAGCCAGUCAAAUCAGGUCCAGCCCAUUUACCGGUGACUCGUCAGACGACUCUAGUGACGGCGAAGGGGAGCACACUAACACAGCAAACACGCACAGCGUGGCCACUAGAAUCACAAACAGUAGUAGCACUGACAAUACUGACACCUCUUUGUCCAGUUCCAGUCCCAGUAAGAGUCACAAGACCGCGUCGACGUUUUCACCGAUCAAACACAACUCCUCCGGGUCGCCAUCGAAAAAUACUUCGAUGGAGUCGGGCAUAUCGGACGACUACGCGAUCCCACCUGAUGCGAUGUCAUGUGGUGAAGAUUCGACGGAAUGGUCGUCAUUGGUGCUUAGGUUGAACUUGAACGGUGCUGCAGUUGUCGCAGAUAGUCCGAGUAGAUGUGCCAAAACGGGUAUACUCGACAAAUCUGGACAUUUGGCCAAGCUCGGUGGCAAGUUGAAGACGUGGAGACGACGAUUCUUCGUUCUCAGCAAUGGCAAACUUCGUUAUUGGAAAACACAGAAUGAUAUAGCGCGCAAACCACAACGUGAAAUCACAAUCGACGAUUUAUGUCGAAUAACCCGAGCUGAUGGUGCUGCUACGUUCGAAAUAUCGACAACCAAAAAGACAUUUUACCUAACAGCAGAUUCAAUUGCUGCCAUGGAAGAUUGGGUUAAAGUUUUACAAAACGUUCAAAGACACAAUGCUACCAAGUUGUUACUGAACAACGAAAACAAUAAACCGACUAUUCAAGGAUGGUUAACUAAAGUGAGAAAUGGACAUGCUAAACGGUGUUGGUGUGUACUCGUAGGAAAGACAUUUUUAUAUUUCAAAUCCUCAACAGAUACGAGUGCAUUUGGACAAAUCAACAUGCGUGAUUGCCGUGUAGAAACCGUUGAUCAUGUUUCAGACUCUGAUAGUGAAGAACGAGAUUCCAAUCAGCCGCCAACAAUAGCUUUACACCCAUCACAUCAAGGUCCUCCAACUUAUUUACUGAUGUCUUCUAAACAAGAAAAGGAUUCUUGGUUAUACCAUCUUACUGUAGUUUCGGGAAGUGGAUCGCAAUCUGGAUCACAAUUUGAACAGCUUAUUCAAAAACUAAUGGAAGCAUCGGGAGAUCCAAAUUGUGUAUUAUGGAAACAUCCAACUCUUUUGCACUCCAAGGAAGCAAUUAGCUCACCAUUGACUACUCUAUCUAUUGAAUCUUUACAAUAUGAAGCCAUUAAAUUAUUCAAGAGUUGUCAAUUAUUUAUGUCAGUAGCCAUUGAAAACGCUGGUAUUGAUUAUCAUGUGGUAUUAGCACAAAAUGCAUUACAAUUAUGCUUGGACAACUGGGAACUGCAGGCAGAGUUAUUGUGUGCUUUAGUUAAGCAGACGUCUAGACAUGCUUCCCAUAAACACGGAGUCCAGCAACUUUUAUUGUGCGCCACACAGUCGCUGUUCACGUGUGAUGCUGCCCUGGCUUCGUCACCUACUAUCAGCACAACCCAGUCAGUAGUGCCCGGAUCACCAAACCACAGCAUGACAGCACCAUCAAGCCCAGCCACAUCAUCAUUACUAGACCACUGCAAAGCCAAUCCUCCCACCUAUGUGUUUGUCCAAGGUUGGCAAUUGUUGGCGCUCGCUGUGUCUCUAUAUGUACCAAAAAACACCAAACUCCUUUGGUUCCUCAAGUUGCAUUUAAAACGCAAUAUUGAUAACAAGACUGAAUGUGGAAAGUACGCUGCAUACUGUGAACGUGCGCUUGAACGAACAAUAUUGAAUGGAACGCGAGAAGUGAAACCAUCCAGAAUGGAAGUACUAUCAAUUUUAUUGAAAAAUCCUUAUCACCACUCAUUGCCACACUCCAUACCUGUCCAUAUGCUAAAUGGAACCUACCAGGUUGUUGGUUUUGAUGGAUCAACUACUAUUGAAGAGUUUUUGUGCACACUUAAUCAAGAAACAGGGUGCCGAGAUAGUCAACAUUCAGGUUUCACAUUGUUUAGCGACGAUCCUAUUGAAAAAGAUUUAGAACACUAUAUUGAAUCGCAAGCAAAGUUGUGUGAUGUUAUUUCUAAAUGGGAAACGGCAUUGCGUGAAAAGGGUUCUGGAAAAUUUGAAAAUACUAGAGUCAUUCGACUCAUCUUCAAGAACAGGCUGUACUUCAAAUCAUUUGUGAAGAAGGAAUCUGACCGUGAGAGGUUGUUGCUUUGCUAUCAAGUAAAUCAACAAGUGGUCCAAGGCCGAUUCCCUCUUACCAAAGAGCUUGCAUUAGAGUUGGCUGCUUUGAUGGCACAGAUCGAUUUUGGUGAAUUCUAUUGUGAUAAAAAUCGCGGUAGUGGUGGUACUACUAAAGAAUUACAAGUACUUCAAGCACUUGAUAAAUUUUAUCCAUUCCGAUACCGUGACGGGGCUUCCCAAGAAGCAAUAAAGCACCUUCAAACUGGUCUUCAAGAAAAAUGGAUGUCUCUAAAAGGAAGGAAUUUAGUUGAUUGCGUUAGGAUAUACUUGACUUGUACAAGAAAGUGGCCAUAUUUUGGAUGUACUCUUUUCCAAGCCAAAAUGAAGCAUGGAGAAAAUACUGUGCUGCCAGGUACUAUUGUAUGGUUAGCUGUAUCUGAAGACAGCAUAAGUCUGUUGGAAUUGCGUUCAAUGCAACUCAUUGAAACAUAUAUGUUUGGGCAAGUUCUGACAUUUGGUGGUUGUCAGGAUGAUUUUAUGUUGGUUAUAGCGUCUGACUCUGCUAUCAUAGAAUCCCAUAAACUUUUGUUUUCUCUGAGCAAGCCAAAGAUCCUUGAAAUAACAUUGUUGAUUGCUGACUACAUGAAUGCAUUAACUCAAAACAGCGCAUCACUUAGCGGUACACUGAGUCGUAACAUGCAGCCUGACAUAUUAAAAGCUACUCCAGAUCAUCAAUUGCAUAGAAACGAUUCACAAAUUAAGAAGCGUAUAGACUCAUGACAAUAAAUGUAUACAUAGUAUUUGAAUUAUUAUGUGCCACACUAUAUUAAUCGUUGUGCUUGCACUUCGGCCAUAUAAUAUAACAAUAUACCUAUUACAUUACUACAAAAUGAAAUACAUUUCAUUAUUUACAGUUUUAAUUUAAUGCUAAUACAACAUAAUUAUUUUUUUUAUUUAAGUAUUUUAAUUUAGGCUAACAAUGCCAUCAAUUUACAAAGUUUAAUUUUUAGCAAAUACUCGUUGAAUAACGCACGAAUGCAAAAAGACUAGUAACUUUAGGUGUUAUAAUAUUAUAUAAAAUUAGCCUAAAAAUUAUGUUACCAAGUGGUUGUACAAAAUCCAAUUAAUAUUGUUAAAAAAAAAAUAAAAUAAAAAAAAAUAAUUAUAUUUUCUCGAUGAGGUACUUAUGUGGCCAUUGAUAACUGACUGCCAUUGUUAGCAGGGUUUUCAACCCCAUUUAGCAUGUAUAUUCAUCAUUAAACACCAUUUUAUCCUGUAACGAUUAAUUAACUUUAAUUUGAUAAUUUGUUACAAUUCGAAUUUAUACAAAUUGGAGUCUGAUGAAAAAUGUGUUCAAUUUAUUAUUUUGAAUGCCUCCUUAAAAAUAAUUUUACUGUUUUAUUUUUAUUCUUAUUUAUUUUUAUCUGCCAAACUAAUUUUGAUUUUUAACUAUGGAUAUUCACGAGUACAUUUCAAUCCAAAGAAUAUUGUACCUAUCUAAUUGUUUUUUUUUUUUACAAGAUUUUAAAUGAAAAUAAAACUUUUUUGUUUUGUUUUUUGUGCUUAACAGACUUAACAUCACAUUUUUACUCUAAUAAACGAAAAGGUUGUGUUA